Molecule: messenger RNA, 2437 nt
Organism: Labrus mixtus (cuckoo wrasse)
Lineage: Eukaryota; Metazoa; Chordata; Actinopteri; Labriformes; Labridae
Gene: st6gal1
Product: ST6 beta-galactosamide alpha-2,6-sialyltranferase 1
Exons: 10
Coding region: 318-1865 (515 amino acids)
Molecular function (GO): sialyltransferase activity
Source: RefSeq, a predicted model, not a curated record
UCGGUGCCGCAGCCUCACGCUCGGUGGGGUAGCUGAGAGAGAGAGAGGCUGGGGGGGGACUCGCCGAUCCGGUUCGUACUUCUCCAAAUGCCACCGGACACCGACAGCGGCCUCGGACCGGACGGACGGACAGUGGCGGGACUCACGGGGAACAUGGCGGCGGGAACAACAACCUGCUCGGUACCGUAGCGACGAAAAAUCAGAGGAACGACGCGGCUCGUCGAGCAUCACUUAACACAGAGGCGAUGAGGGGAACCUGAAGGCUGCAGCCCGUCUCUAAGCAACACCAACAGCAACACAGCCGCACCACACACACCAUGGGCUACAAGAGGAGCCGACAGGCGGCCCAUCCUCCGGCGGCCAUGUUGGAGGCCCACAGCCGCAUCCUGCAGAUCCCCGCGGCGGCGAUGGACAGGGUCAGCCUGCUGUGGCGUCUGAGGCGUCGGGCUCGCCGUGGAGCCAUCUGCAUGGCCUUCUUCUGCAUCUCCAUGGCUCUGCUCUACGCCAUCUGUGCUGAAAACAGCGUGCCCGUCACAGACGCCAUCUUCGGGGUUCGGGCAAGAACCCGGGCUCAGCCUCGAGCGCACUCAGUCAUCAAGGUGCUGAGAGGCGGAGCCAAGCCCAUGUACAUCGACCCCCAGAAGCUCCCGGGCGUCGUCCCAGGUGACCCACGCCGCCCCAUCCCGGUCCUCUCCUCGCCAAACAGAACCCACGAAGCCGUGGAGUCGGCGUCAAAGCGGAAGACGAGAGAUCGAGAGCCGUCGGGCUUCUUCACCCGGAUGCUGCCCCGCCCCUUCACCCGGGCACUGGAGACCCUGUUCGGAGGCCGCAGGAAGGGGGAGCUGAGCGGGAGAGGCGGCGACGCCGAGUUCUUCGGGCCUCACGGGCUCCUGGGGGAGGUCUGGGACGACGAGAUGUCCAGUAGCAUGCUGGGAAACCGACUGAGGAAGGUGGUGCAGAACUAUCAGGCGAUGAAUAAAUACGGCGUUGAGCUCUCCGGUCCCGGCGCUGUCCCCAGCAGACGCAAGCUGAGCGGCCACGAGCUUCUCUGCCAGCUGAAGGACAAGGUGGAGGUCGCCACGUUGACGCCUGAACUCCCGCCGUUCUCGUCGCUGCCGUGGGCCGCCCAGCUUCCGCCGCAGCCUCUGACGUCAGACCUGGGCCCGUACAGGAGCUGCGCCGUGGUGUCGUCUGCGGGGUCGCUCCGAAACUCUGGACUGGGCCGAGAGAUUGACUCCCAUGAGGCCGUGCUGCGCUUCAACGCCGCCCCGACCACCGGCUACGAGAAGGACGUCGGCGCCAAAACAACGAUACGCCUCAUUAACUCACAGGUGAUGGCGUCUGAUGACCAUCGCUUCCUGUCCAGCUCUCUGUACAGCUCAGGUGCUCUGGUGGCCUGGGACCCCGCCCCCUUCUCUGCUGACCUCACUCAGUGGUUCAACCGGACAGACUACCCCAUCUUCACCCAGUACCAGAGGUACAGGAGGCUCCACCCCCUGCAGCCCUUCUACAUCCUGCAUCCUCGCUUUGAGUGGCAGGUAUGGCAACGAAUACAAGACAACAUGGCCGAACCCAUCCAGAAGAACCCGCCCUCCUCCGGCCUGCUCGGCACCGUCCUGAUGAUGUCGCUGUGCGAGGUGGUGCACGUUUACGAGUUCCUGCCGUCUCGCAGGAAGACGGAGCUCUGCCAUUACUACCAACGCUUCUUCGACGCCGCAUGCACGCUUGGCGCUUACCACCCGCUGCUGUACGAGAAGAACCUGGUCAAACGGAUGAACCAGGGCGCCGACCGCGACAUCUUCAACCACGGACGAGUCACGCUGCCCGGCUUCAGCAAGCUGAACUGCAGCCAGGCUGAACGCUGAACACACACACACACACACACACACACACACACACACACACACACACACACACACACACACACACACACACACAGGAAGUGACGCAGAACGCUGCAUGAAGACUCGUAUGGAUUCAGACGCAUGAACACUUCAUACCCACUAACGACCCCUAAAGAACGCCAUGCCACUCAUUAUGUAUGAACACACACACACACACACACACACACACACACACACACACACACACACACACACUGACUCUUAAAGGACCGUUCGGCUGUUUUUAAGUUCUCAGUCACUGACGAGCGUCUUAAAGUGAACAAACGCAGUAACUGAUCAUAAAAGUCUGUAACCUUGACAACCAUCAACUGCGUUCAGUUGAAAGUCACCAGAUGACACGGUCACGUUUUAAACCGUAACACCGUAACCAUUGUUGGAUCUUUACUUCUGUAACUCAACGUCUUUGUUCACAGAUUAACGGCUAAUAAAGUUUCACGACCUUCACUCGCCGCUGAUAACCUCCGUGACCUUUAAAGGAGAUCUGUUGAUCCAGAUGCAAAUACAGACGUGUAGAAUCACGAUGUUGGCCGUCC